UCAGCAUGUCACAUACGUAACGCACAACUUUAGUCAAUUACACUGGUUAUAUUCCACAUAUAUCGUUUACAGACUAACUCUCUGCAAGAAAGCACAUAAAACACAUUUUUCCGGAUGUUAAACUACUCCUUUAAUGAUGUAAGAUAUAGACUGAUAUAGACUUGAUGUGAAUGCUACUGUAAGUAUAGAAAACAGGGUGACGGUUGGUUGGAGGAUACGGCAGCACCUGGACUGCUGGGUCUACAGCAGCGCAUGCUGUAAUGCAAUGACUGACUAAUGAGCCUUCUGUACCUGCUGUUACACUUUCUUUUUUAUGAUCAAAAUGUUUUAUUAUUUAUCAUUCUAUCAUGUUGAUAGAGAAAUAAAACUGAUCUUGGAUACUUAUUAAAAUGCUUUGCUCUUAUUGUAUUAAUUGCUAGUACUAAGAUGCACAAUGUAUAUGUGUGAGAUUGUGAGAGUGUGCAUGGUUUUGUGUUUCCAUUUUGACCUUGUUCAAGGCUAACAAUGUUAGGCAAAGGGCACAGAGAUAUUAGUGAUAUAUUCUUGAUAUGACCAGCAGCCAAUAGGAGAGAUACAGCAGGGCUCAGAUAGGAAAGUUAAUCAGCUACAGACUGGUGGGUCUAGUCAGUAGAUAACAAAAGCAUUCACAACUACCAGCUCAGAACACUGACACACACACACACACACACACACACACACACACACACACACACACACACACACACACACACACACACACACACACACACACACACACACACACACACACACACACACACACACACACACACACUUAUCAACCCUUCAUUUCACCACUCCCUCCAUACAUUCCCUUCAAGCGUCUUCCAGUGUCCAGUUUGUCAGUCUGCAGGUGAAGCGACAUGAGGAGACUGUUGCUGCUGGGGGUGACGGCCUUCUGUCUCUGUGUGUUUGUCGGCGCUGACACACAGCCCGACCGACAGGAAGACGAAUCUCUCCCAGAGAAGGAUGGAGUUUUGCAGCUGAAGAAGGGAAAUUUCAAGAGGGCGCUGAGACAACACAAGCAGCUGCUGGUGCAGUUCUAUGUUCCUCUAACUGGAGACGGCCUUCGUAUAUCAGCAGCGUUUGAAGGAGCUGCUGCAGAGCUUCAGGGGUCAGAGGUCAAACUGGCAGUGAUUGAUAUAGCAACGGAGAAGGACCUGGCUAAAGAACUCAAUGCGACAGGCUUCCCAGACAUCAAGUUGUACCUCUCUGGAGAUAAAAACAACCCUGUGCAGUGCCCAGUUCCUCAGAGCUCGUCUUCCAUUGUGACCUGGCUAAAAAGGAGAGCGGGGUCUGCUGCCGAUCUCAUCACUGAUCUUAGCAAAUUAGAGGCCUUGGAGGAGCUGCAAGUGGUCGGGUUCUUCAAGGAGCUGAACAGCGAGCACGUCCAGGUGUUUUAUGACGCAGCAAUCGGCCUUCCUGAUAUUAACUUCUCUGUGACAGAAAGCAAUGAAGUCAUCAGCAAAUAUGGUCUCACACAUGAUGUCGUAAUGCUGCUAAAAAAGUCUAAGCUCAUCCAGGCUUACAAAAUGAUGCCUGAGACAUCUAAAGAGGAGCUGAUCAUCUUUAUCACCGUCUACCAGAUGGAUCCAGUCACUGAGUACACUGGAAAGACAGCCACACAGAUCUUAACAUCGCCUGUAUUAAACCACGCCAUCCUGUUUGUCAAUAAAAGCUCCGACUUUCAAGACAUCUACUCUGCCUUUAAAAGUGCUGCAGAAGCAUUCAGGCUGAAGAUUUUAUUCGUGUUGGUGAACGUCGAUGAACCUCGUAACGGCAGGGUGAUGGAAUACUUCAAGGUACGAGAAUUUGAGGCUCCUCUCAUCCGUUUGGUCAACCUGACAGAUCAUGUGACCUACCACCUGCCCUCUGAAACUCUGGAUGUGACGACUAUAAAGGAAUUCUGCCAGUCGUACCUCGAUGACAAGGCCAAGCCAAAACUGCAGAGUGAGCCGAUACCUGAAGGAUGGGACAAGCAGCCGGUGAAGGAGCUGGUGGGAAUGACGCUGGAGAAAGUCGCCUUUAACCCCAACAGGACUGUUUUUGUUAUGUUCUAUCUGCCCUACAGUCGGGAGUCCCGCGCUCUGUUCCCGCUGUGGGAGGAGCUAGCUAAGGCCUACAAAGAGAAAGAGCAUGUGGUCAUUGCUCGCAUGGAUGCCUCAGCCAACGACUUCAACUUGUCGAUGCAGGGACGAUACCCAUCGCUCUGCCUCUUUCCUGCUCUAUACGCAGAGAGGAUGGUGGUUUACACCGGUAAGCCGAAGCUGAAGGACCUGGUUAAGUUUGUCAAUAAAGAGAUGGAGAAAGCCAAAAAAUACAGAGUUAAGGAGGAUGAAGGCAGGAAGAAGUACAUCGAGGUUGCAAAAGCUGAAGAGGCAAAAAAAGCCGAGGAAAAUAAAGAUGAGCUUUAAUGCACGAAAAAAGAUAGUACAAAGUGUGUGUGUGUGUGUGUGUGUGUGUGUGUGUGAGAGUGUGUGUGUUAUUAUACAUUUUAGUCACCUACCUACCUACCAGACUGUCGUUAAACAUCUGUCCAGUCAAAUC
This is a messenger RNA of Scomber scombrus (Atlantic mackerel), 2565 nucleotides long. RefSeq lists its product as uncharacterized. Gene Ontology annotation, cellular component: endoplasmic reticulum. The transcript is spliced from 11 exons. Bases 882 to 2432 code for a protein of 516 amino acids. Gene Ontology annotation, biological process: protein folding; response to endoplasmic reticulum stress. NCBI's taxonomy places the organism in Eukaryota, Metazoa, Chordata, Actinopteri, Scombriformes, Scombridae. The record is from RefSeq and is a predicted model, not a curated record.